GACGACUCGUAUUGCUUCCACAUUAGCGCUAUAAUGUAUCAGAUGUUACGGACGUUUUUACUACCAAAUGCUCGGUGCUGGGAUGCCGACAGUCAGCGUUCAUAUCAGGACCUAUUCGAGAGGCUUGAUACCAAUAAAGAUGGGAAGGUGGACGUUGCUGAAUUACGAGCGGGCCUUAAAGCGAUGGGGAUAUUCCGCCAGGGAGCUGCACAGAAAAUUGUGUCAUCUGGUGACCAAAACAAAGACGGGAGUCUUGACUUCAACGAGUUCUCCAAAUAUCUGAAAGAUCACGAGAAGAAGCUGCGGCUGACAUUCAAGAGUCUGGACAGAAACAAUGAUGGACGCAUUGAUGCCUCAGAGAUCCAGCAGUCCCUCGCAGAGCUGGGCAUGGAUGUCAACAGAGAGGAUGCACUGAAAAUAUUACAGAGCAUGGACAUUGAUGGGACCAUGAUGGUGGACUGGAACGAGUGGAGAGAACACUUCCUGUUACACCCAGCACAGAACCUGGAAGAGAUCAUACGCUACUGGAAACACUCCUCGGUGCUGGACAUAGGUGACAGUCUUGCCAUCCCAGAUGAAUUCACAGAAGAGGAGAAGAGCUCAGGCGGCUGGUGGAAGCAGCUUUCUGCAGGUGCAGUGGCAGGAGCCGUCUCUCGCACCGGUACUGCCCCUCUGGACAGAAUGAAAGUCUUCAUGCAGGUUCACUCCUCUAAGACAAACAGGAUAAGCCUGGUAGGCGGUUUCAAGCAGAUGAUCAUAGAGGGAGGUCUGACUUCUCUGUGGAGGGGGAACGGGAUCAAUGUUUUAAAGAUUGCACCUGAGACUGCAAUCAAAUUCAUGGCAUAUGAACAAUAUAAGAAGUUGUUAUCGUCAGAAGGCAAGAAGAUUGAGACACACAAGAGGUUUAUGGCUGGCUCUCUGGCUGGAGCAACAGCACAGACAGCCAUCUACCCAAUGGAGGUUUUAAAAACUAGACUCACCCUGAGGAAAACUGGCCAGUAUUCAGGAAUGUUUGAUUGUGCCAAGAAGAUCCUGAGGAAAGAGGGUGUAAAGGCUUUUUACAAAGGCUACGUUCCAAAUUUAGUGGGCAUCAUUCCCUAUGCUGGGAUAGACCUCGCUGUUUAUGAGAGUCUAAAGAAUGCCUGGUUGUCAUAUCACACCAAAGAUUCAGCUAACCCUGGAGUUCUGGUGUUGGUGGCCUGCGGGACCAUCUCUAGUACCUGUGGCCAGCUGGCCAGCUAUCCACUCGCACUUGUGCGCACACGGAUGCAGGCACAAGCGUCUCUGGAUGCGUCAGACCAGCCCUCCAUGACGAGUCUGGUGAAGAAGAUUGUAGCCAAAGAUGGCUUUUUCGGACUCUACCGGGGCAUCCUGCCAAACUUUAUGAAAGUCAUUCCUGCUGUCAGCAUCAGUUAUGUGGUUUACGAGUACAUGAAGACCGGCUUAGGAAUCUAAGCCAGAAAAUGAUGCUUCAAGUGAAUGAAAAACAAAGAAUAUUUAAUGACUAAUUGCCUGAAAUAACUCCUAAGAAAACAAACAGACACGAAACAUACAGAGCAUGACUUCCACCAGCUGACACAUAAGUUGGUACCCCGCUAAGGACCGUCUGUCAGUAGCUAAGGCGUUUAUCAGUUGUAGUGAGCAUGCUUUCAUUCUUGUCCUCUUAUCUUAAUUUUUCAUUUAUACAAUGUCUGGACACAAACAUACUACUGUACAUGGAUACAUGCAUAAAAAGUAGAAAAUAUAAUAGGACACAAUGGGUUGUUAAAGUCCUCCUACUGUAACUGUGAUCAAGCCAAAAUGGUAGCUCAAUGGGACUUACUGUUGUGCUUUUUAGUAACAAAAUAACUAUUUUCUUUAGAGAAAGGUGGAGCUUGUAGCUUCGUACAAGUUACUAGUCUUAUUGUGAGCAUGAGGAAUGAAAAAACAAUGCAAAGGGGUAAAUGUUAAGUCCACACACUUCAGAGGUAAUUCAACACUUUUCUUAGUUGUAAACACCUGAAAGUGACCUCAGCCCCAGUCAGCAGCUGUCAACUAAAAUUAACUGGUCCUGAAAAAAAUCAAUAACUUGUUAACACUGGAAUACUGCGUGCGUGUGAAGACACACACUUGUUGUGCAAUGUGAAAAUCACUAAUUCCACUUUCUGUGUUAUUUACAUGUGCCUUAUAGCCACUCGAUGUGAACUUUCUGACAUCAGCAGAUUUUUUGCUUUAUACACUGUAUUUAUGUACUUUAUACCUGUUCUCAGUUAUGGUUAUUUAUAGGUUUUGAUGAUGGUUACUACAAAGUAACACAUUGAAAUACUUCUGUCUUGUUAUUUGUCUUGUAUCAUAUCAUUUCAACACACCAAAACCUCCACCCCAAAAACACACACAUACACACUCACAACAGGAUGCUUUUAUGUUGAACAUUUUGUUACUUAUUCUUCCACAUGACCCUGCGAUGGGACAUCUUUAUCUUCCAUGUAAGAUGACAAUCUGCAUUUUAUCUAUCUAUCUUAAGUUAUAUUAAUAUGGGUGUUAAGAGACUAAAAACGGCCUUGAUUUCAUUGCUGUUAACCGGAACAUGUGGAAACUUCAUAUGAAGUUUAAAAAUGGUCUGUAAGGCUUUCUCAAGAACAAUAAUUCAGUGACAUUAAUUGAUAGUGGCGAUCAUUGGUUUGAAGAUCACUAAGGGAUGUGUUAACAGCUUCACCUAGUGUUUAAUAAAGAGAAAACACAUGGACCUUUUUCCAUGCAAACCUGAGAUUUUAUUUUCUGGUGUGUGUCAGUUCAUUUUAAAGUUUAGUGGGCAGAAAUAAAUGAUAGAGAUACUGUGACAAAGCAGACGAGAUACAGACACAGUGGACCAAUGAAAUGAUUUCAUCACCUUUGUAUUUUUGAUUUGCUUUGCU
Messenger RNA from Larimichthys crocea (large yellow croaker), 2894 nucleotides. RefSeq names its product calcium-binding mitochondrial carrier protein SCaMC-1. Gene Ontology annotation, molecular function: calcium ion binding. Gene Ontology annotation, biological process: transmembrane transport. Gene Ontology annotation, cellular component: mitochondrial inner membrane. The record is from RefSeq and is a predicted model, not a curated record. The transcript is spliced from 10 exons. Lineage: Eukaryota; Metazoa; Chordata; Actinopteri; Sciaenidae. The coding region runs from base 34 to 1455 and encodes 473 amino acids.